Molecule: messenger RNA, 1578 nt
Organism: Exophiala spinifera
Lineage: Eukaryota; Fungi; Ascomycota; Eurotiomycetes; Chaetothyriales; Herpotrichiellaceae
Exons: 8
Coding region: 1-1578 (525 amino acids)
Molecular function (GO): oxidoreductase activity, acting on paired donors, with incorporation or reduction of molecular oxygen; monooxygenase activity; iron ion binding
Source: RefSeq, a predicted model, not a curated record
AUGGAGGCUAUUAAGUUGUUUCUGUCGUCUCCGACACGGCUCCUCGUCGUCAUCAUGGUGAUAGUAUUCUCCCUCUACAAUGUCGUGAAGAGGUCGUUGAAGAAAUAUCCCUAUCCUCUACCGCCAUCACCGCCUUCAGAGCCGCUCUUCGGCCACUUCAGAAGUCUGCCUCUUGAAAAUGCUCAUCUCAAGCACAUGGCUUAUGCCAAACAAUACAAUUCCGAUGUUGUUUACUUCAAUGUUCUUGGAAACCAUAUGAUUGUCUUAAACAGCCAAAAGGCCGCAAAUGAGAUCCUAGACAAGCGCGGUGCGAACUAUCAGGACCGGCCAAGUUUUGUGCUGUUCGAUGUCAUGGGUUGGGGCCUGACUCUGACUUUCAUGCCCUAUGGACCCCGGUUCAAGCUUCACCGAUCAGCACUGCAGACAGGAUUCACGAAGUCUGCAAUUGUCAACUACAGACCCAUCCAGGAAGAUGAGGCCAGGCAGGCGGUUGCGAGAAUCCUCAAGAGCCCAGAGAACUGGGAUCAUUCCCUCAGGAGAUUCGCAUCUGGUAUCGUUUUAAGAAUCGGAUUCGGAGUCACCGUCAAGUCAGACGACGAUCCGUACAUCAAAAUCGCAAAGGAUGCCAACUUGGCGACUGCAGAAGGGGGCAACCCUGGAACGGCACUAGUUGAUUAUCUCCCUUCAUUCCGAUACGUUCCCGAGUUCCUCAACUUCUCACAAACUCUCCGACAUGCACGACGCUGGAAGUGGGCCAUCAAGAAUCUCCAUGAUAUCCCUUUUGCGGCGAUCAAGAAGGAAUUUGACCAAGGAACCGCAAACCCAUCGUUCGCGUAUUCUCUAUUGUCUAAAUACUCCGAGAAUGAGAAGCAAGGCGUUCCAAACUCGUUCACCAUGAAUGAUAUCCAGGGUGCAUCCGGGUCUGUGUUCAUUGCUGGAUCCAACACUACCUUUGCAACCACCACAGUUGCCCUUUUGAAUCUUAUGCUCAACCCACGAGUGUUCCAGAAAGCCCGCGCCGAAAUUGAUCGCGUAGUCGGCCGAGAUCGACUCCCAUCGCUAGCCGAUAGGCCCAAGCUUCCUUACAUCGACUAUAUUGUCGAGGAGACGACUAGAUGGCGGCCUCUCUCACCGAUUGGCAUCCCGCACAAGUCGCUUCAGGACGACAUCUACAAUGAAAUGUUCAUACCGAAGGGCACAUACGUCUACUACAAUACAUAUGCCAUGAGCAGAGACCCGUCAGUGUACAAGGACGCAGAGACGUUCAUGCCCGAGCGGUUCAUUCCCCAGGAGGAGGGCGGUGCAGGAGAGCCAUAUCUCGUGGGCCCAUUCGGGUUCGGUCGAAGAAUCUGUGUCGGACGCCACCUUGCCCAAGCAUCCGUGUGGAUCUUCAUUGCCACGUUGAUCGCAACAGUCGACGUGUCCAAACCCCUCGACGCAAGUGGAAGGCCAAUCGAGCAGCCCAUCAAGUUCAGCACUGGUCUCUCAAGCCACCCAGGCAAGUUUGACGUUGUCUUCAAGCCUAGGUCCUCAGAUGCAGAGAGCCUACUUUCAGAUGCCGUAGGUGACGCGCAGUGA